UUGUAGCAUUAAAAAUAAACCUGCAAACAAAGAAAAGGGAGGGGGGAGGUCACCUGCAGUGCCCCAACCAACCCCUGUGCACCUUGGGGUGAGGGAGGGGGAAGCAAAGGAAACUGCUGCGGCGGGCUCCCCCUCAGCGUCACACAGCCCCAGAGCAGGGCCUGCUGCCGCCUGCUCCCUCAGGGCAGGAAGCCUGUGGUGGCCGGCCCCUGCCAUGGCUAGGGAGCGUCUCUAAAGAGGAGCGAAAUGAGAGAGAAGAAUUUACACAGCUGAAGGGAACGUCUAAGCAGGAGAGAGCCGACAGGGAGACAAGGAGGUGUUUUAUUCAAUAUCUGGUACCUUUAGGACUCCUUAAAUCAUCUGGAAGAUGGCAGAAGCAGUAGUGAUUGAUCUGUUCAGUCUACAAAUGAACUCACAAAAUAAUGGCGUUCGGAAGUUAUUAUGUAGCACGCUAGAAAGGAUUGAAAAACACUUCUCUACCAGUGCUCCAUUUGUUUACAUAAUGUGCUACCAAACUCCGAGAAGCGAAAGGAGCAGUGAACAAGAUUCGUUACUUAAAGUAAUCAGCGGUUUUCAGAUUCUGAAGAAAGGAAUUGAGGUUGUGUGCAUGACAAGUACAGCUGCUGCCUUGUACACCAUUAAACAAAAACUAGAUGAAAAGGAUUUAAGCAUCAUUAAAAUCAUUUUACCAGUACAAAGGAAAGCUUUAAUGGAAGUGUUUAUAGACCACCUAUUCACUGCUGUUUACCAGUUCCAGUUUGAGGAUUUUGGGGUGGAUUGUGAAGGAAACAAUCUCCAACAAAUAGCUGAACCUCAGAGUGACAUACAAACACUUUCUGCCCAUGAGAUGGAACUCGUCAGGCGUGAGAUUCAGACAUUCUUGGAAAGUCUGCCAGCCCUGAAAGGGAAGCUUACCAUUCUAAAAUCUUCCUUGAUCCCAGGUCACAUCUUCCUACAUGGGUUCACCACGAGGACAGGUGGAAUCUCUUAUAUACCAACACUCAGCUCUUUUAACCUCUUCAGCAGUUCCAAGCGGAGAGAUCCAAAGGCUGUGGUUAAAGAAAAUCUACGCAGGUUAGCUAAUGCUGCAGGUUUUGACCCAGAGACAUUUCACAGUGUGAAGGUCAAUCAUGCCAGUGAUGUUUGGAUUAUGGGAAAGCCCCAGCCUGACAACUAUGAUGGAAUAGUAACGAAUCAGCAAGAUGUUACGAUAGCAGCUCCCGGGGCUGACUGCAUACCUAUGCUUUUUGCUGAUCCUGUCAAAAAAGCAUGUGGAGCUGCUCAUUCUGGAUGGCAAGGCACUUUGUUAGGAGUUGCUAUGGCUACAGUAAAUGCUAUGAUAAAAGAAUAUGGCUGUAAUGUUAAGGAUAUACUUGUGGUGCUGGGCCCAUCUGUUGGACCAUGCUGUUUUACACUUCGUCGGGAAUCAGCAAAGGAAUUUUACAGUCUUGAUCCAAAAUGUGUCAGACAGUUUGAUUCUCCAACUCCCUAUAUUGAUAUUAGAAGGGCAACACGAAUUCUUCUAGAGACUGGAGGGAUUCUGCCUCAGAACAUACAGGAUGAUUCUGUCACUGACCACAACCAAAGUCUCACUUUCUGCACAGCAUGCCACCCUGAUACAUUUUACUCUCAUGUUCGUGAUGGCACUAACUUUGGCACACAGAUUGGCUUCAUAUCGAUCAGAGACUGAGUUAGGCCUUUACAGUUCAAGCGAGGUUCAAAGCUGAAGAAGGUCAGGUGAGAACUCCUCUUGUGAUAUGGCAAUGGAUAGGUCUCUAUUAUAGGCCUGGAUAGGUCUCUAUUAUAUUAAACCACCAACUGCUUUCGGCAGCAGUCCCGGAGGUAGAUAAAAUCUGCAACCAUAGCUCCAGUAAACAUAGAACAUAGUUCUGUUGUUGUUGGGGAUGUGGCCAGGUAACCCUCAAUAAAGCUCAGAAACUUUCUUAUUCUCCCACACUGCUUGUUCUUAGUAGCCAAUGCUUUCUUACCAGCUUGAGCUUACUCUAGACACUAUCUUCUCUGCUUGAUCUAAACUCAAGGAAAAAAAAGAGACCUGUUUUAACCCCAUUAUCUGUUCUGCUAGUAAAAUCUAAAUAUGCACCCUUCUUAUGCUCCUACUGAAAAUGUGUCUCUGGACACUAUGGUUUCACAAUAGACAUUAUUGGUCAUCAUAUAUGAAUGAAAAGAGCCUCCCAGUACUGUAGUCAUUUAUCUGCCAGGUCCAUUACUAGUAGGGUGGCCAGAUGUCCCGAUUUUAUAGGGACAGUCAUGAUUUUGGGGUCUUUUUCUUAUAUAGGCUCCUAUUACCCCCUACCCCCUGUCCCGAUUUUUCACAUUUGCUGCCUGGUCACCCUAAUUACUAGGAUAAUUAUAACCUGCAGAGUUCUCUGGCUUACGUCUUGGGGGAAAUGUCUGGAAAAUCUUUUCUAUUUUUCAACCAGUCCCUUGCACGGUCCAGGAUAAGUGUUGCCCACUAGGGGGUCAGGGCUCACUCACUCGCUCUUUAGCCAGGAUAACGCUUUGUUGGAGCAGAUCUGUGAAGCUGCAGUUUGGUGUUCCAAAGCUACUUUUAUAAGACACUGUAAAGUAGACACUUAUUAUGACUUUGCCAAUAGGUCUUCAGCUAAAUCAUUCCGGCAUCUGUGCUUGAAAAGUAAUCUGUUCUUCUUGAGGGGCUGCUAUUUAGGUCCUGGCAAAUUAGAGACUUUGCUUAUCCAUUUGGAGAUAAAUUAUUUUUUUUAAAUCUGUGUCUUAUUUGUAAAUGGACUUUAUGGACAAGGUCAGUAUCCACUGACACUAUUCUUUAGCUAUAAUCUACCGGCGGUUUUAUUUUGUAUGUUUUUCACUUCCUAUUUCUCAUUCGGACAAUCGUUUUCCCUUGCACUGCAGUCUUUCUGGAGAAAGUUCUUUCACUUUUAGUUAUCGUUCUCUGUUUUAUUUCCCUUAAGGUACCUCUCCCCUCCCCUCUCAGCUUCUGUCUGUAGCUUUAGUACUGUAGCAUUUGCAGUUGGGAUGUGAUUGGCGGUUUAAGAUCAUUCUGCAGUUCCACCAGGUCGCUCAUGGCUGCUCAAGCGUGAUGUUAGAGACUUACGUUGUCUGUUGGAAAAAUGACCAUUUAUAGGUAAGAAAAGUAUCCAAGUCACAGAACAAGUGCAAAAUGAGUAGUUCUGCUGAAAAUGUGCUCACACUGAGCCUCAUAAGCCAUUUUUACCAUUGUUGUUCAUUAUUUCUAUUACACUACAUUACUUAGACUAUAUUUUAGAGCAGGGGCCAGCUUUUUUGUGUGUUUGUACAGCACCUAGCUUGAUGUUCUGCCACCACACAAUAAAGAAAUAAUAAUUAAGAGAUCCCAGCCAAGUCAGCGCCCCAUUGCACUAGGCUCUACGUAACAAAUAUAUUUACAUAUAAUCAAAUAAAAGAUGCAGGGAGGACUGGAUAACAAUAGUCUGAGCAUGUUCUUUCACAGCUGUGUGUAUAGUUUGUAAGCGUAGAGUUUUUUCUGCUGUUUGUAUUAAUAAGCAGAUCAGUAGUAGCAGCCGAGGCUCACCACCUCUAGGGGAACUUUUAACAUGUUUCAUAAAUUAUUCUGACAUACUUGUUUAAUAAUCCUUCUCACCCAUUAACUUCUAGUGUGAAUUUAUAACAUUUCUCUGAGCUAUUAUCAAGUUAGUAAAUGGUAUUAUUAAUUAUUCCUGGGAUGUGCUGUGAGGAGAGUGAGGAUAUUAUCAUACUGAACACUGUCUUCUGUAAAUAUACAGUAUAAUUAACAUUCAAUGCAGCUGUAAAUUCUGGACAGAGCUUUUCAUUUGCAUUGAUAUAUUCCAAUUAUUGAACAGGCUUUGAGAAAUGAAUGAUCAAGUAUUAUAUUAGAACAGCGCUGCUUCAGCAUUGGACGGUAACCUUCAGGUCUCUGAGGUAGGUGUGUAGAUUUUCCUGUGUGGUCUUCUGGUCAGAGCUUGAGAGCUGUAAUAGGCUCCAGUCCUCUGUGGAUUGAGCAGAGAGUAGCACAUGUAAUAUACACUGACUGGUGUAACACACACUGACAUAUGCACCACAAAUUACAACCACUAACAUGCCGGAAGGGUUUCACCUUUCCCAGACAGAACUGUAUUUCGCACAAUGGGUCUUUUCUCCCUUUAAUGUUUUUUCCUUCUCGUGCUUAUCUUCUGCUAUCUUUUUGUAUGGUGAAAUUCACAAAUGCCACACAAAACCCCUAUACACGGAAUAAGAGAGCUUCAUAUGACUGUCCGGAGCAGGUGUUUAAGGAGACAGAAUCUACCCUGUGGGGAUGCUGUACAGGCUUUGCACAGUCUGUCUUUCUAUGCAGCAUCUAUUAGACAGGAACCAUGUGAGGAGCUAUUUGUGCUCUCUCUGACAUAGCCCCAGCAGUCCCCUCUAAAACAGCACAGAGCCAGCGUGGAGCCUACCUCCUAAGCACAGGAUCUUUGUAAGGGUCCACCAAGCCAUACCCCACCGGAUGGUUUCACAAUGGUCCCCCAUUAUCAGCCUCAAUAGCAAACAAGUCAACGUUCCUAGAUUCAGCCUGUGCUGUCCUCAUUUCACUUCAUGGAUCAGUUGCUUUUGAGUAAUGCAAUGAGAGAGAUGAACUGCAUUCGCUUAUCCUGAGGCUGCGUGCAUUAGCAUCAUGUGUGCCCUGAUUUUGUCCUUUGAGUCCCAUAGUCCUUCAUGAACAUGGAUCUCGUGUGUGACAACAUAACAGUACAGUACAUGGGCAUGCUAAAUUCUACAUGUGACAGGAAAAAUAAUGUCUUGCUUUGCUGGAAGGGACACGUGCCUCCAAAGAAUCCUGGCAACCCAAGUGUAAUACAGUUUAACUGACUUGUGCUUUCUAUUUCCAGCAGACAUUUACCAGAGUUUUCCAAUGAGUGAAUAAUUUAGGCAUUCAUUUGAAGUAUUUAAUUUAAGAAUGAUUUUAGGCAUGUGUAUCAAAUGCACUCAGGAUGUUAUAAAUUAUUAUACAGUACUGCACAUUUUUGUAACACUAAAAGGUUUCACUUGCUUGCUUUCCCUUUAAUAUGCAAUAUACAGUUCUUGGUGCUGCUAGAAAGCAUAAUUAUGUGUUUCCUAAUGUCACUCUGAGAAGAAUAGGGAGUUAGCCUUUAAAGUAAUCUCUCUGAUCUUUCAUUACAAAAUGUUUAAUUUACAGUAGCAUCACGUGUUACAGAUAUUUUGCUGAAUCUAUUUGUGUGAGUUUUCUCCUUGUAAUCCAUUCAAAAGAGACCCCAAGAAGAAUUUCAGAGGCUUGAGCUAUCAUGAGCAAUGUUCUGUGUAUUCAUAGAAUCUCAGGGUUGGAAGGGACCUCAGGAGGUCAUCUAGUCCAACCCCCUGCUCAAAGCAGGACCAAUCCCCAAUUUCUGCCCCAGAUCCCUAAAUAACCCCCUUAAGGAUUGAACUCACAACCCUGGGUUUAGCAGGCCAAUGUGGCUGAAAUAUCUAUAUUCCACUUUAACAAAUGUGACAUCAUAUUUCUAAGGCAACCUGUAUUCUGGCAAUCAUGGGAGCAAGGACACUGCAUGGAUUUCCAUUUGGUUCCUGCAACAUAAAAGAGAUCUGAGACAAAAUCAAUAUGGACUGUGCUAAACUAUUAGGAUUCAUUUUCACAAUUAAUUAUACCUAAGGGAGUGUUUCCUUUAUUCUACUGCAAAUGUAAUUCAGAGCUAGUAAAGGUUGAAUGAGAUUGUUUUUCUAGCAGUGUCAUCUCUACAUUUAGCAUAGGAUUGCAUGGCUGUAAUGGCUUAUAAUAUAGUAAUUUGACAUCCUUUAUUUUGAAAGUAGGGAACCUAACCUAGUACUUGAACAUGUCUCUUUUAUAAUGUGGGCUCUAAGAACUCUUUACAUUUAAAUAUGCAUAAUUUAUUUUUUCUCACCUGAUAUAAUGGCUUUAGGCAGCGUUGUGAAAUUUUGCUUUGGCAUUUAGUUAAAACAAAUGUAAUAUGUCAUUGCCAACGGUACUAUAGAAACCUGAGAUACGUGCUUCAGUGCUUUGCUCAGAGGCACUAAGCUCCAUCUUAAAGGGACUCUCAUAGAUGUUGUCAUAAUGAAAACAUUUUGUUGAUUUUGUCUGAAAAACCCUGGGCCUGAUUCCCCUAAACUGAUGUAAAUCACAAGUAACUCAAUUAAAGUCAACAUUGUAAAACCCAGUGUGAUGAGAGAAUCAGGCCCAAUGAAUGUUUUCAGUUACAAUGCUUUUCUCAAUGCUUUAUAUAAUCUGUAUUAAAAUGAUGAUUAUACAGAUAAUUGUGUCUCAGUUCCUUCUCUAGGAAAUUGUGGUAGAAAGCUUUACAAGAGUUUCAGGAGUUCACCUGAGUUAGGCAAGCCACCUUAGGCUCAUGGAUGUUUCUUGCCAAAUCUUCAUUUAUAUCUUGUGCAAUCCCUUUGGGUGAUACUACACUGAGAGAUUUCUCAAAUUUUCCCUCCAUUGCACUAUUAUAGCUGCAACUACAUCCGUGCUAGCCAUAGUGGGAACGCUAACAUAGACUGACUAUUGGUGUUUAUAUUGUCAAACCCAGCUUAGAACAAGCAUAAAUGAGACAAAUGUCAAAAUACCAGGGUAUUUUGGGUAGGAGGGUUUUCAAGAAAUGCUCACUAUAGACAAGGCCACUGAAUUGAGAGCAGAGCAUAUAAAUCAGUAAUGAAUGUAUCUCUUGUUUUUCACAAAAUCUAAUUGCUAAAAGAUAGAAGCAAUCUGUUAGGGUAUGCAGUCCACCUCCCUGCCAACGCCACAUGGUUUGUGGUCUAGUAUCUUGUCCAUUCGAAAGCCAUGUCUACCCUCGCACUCAUGUCAGCAAAACUUCUGUUGCUCAAGUGUGUGAAAAAAACCCACCCCGAGUGAUGUAAGUUUUUCCGGCAUAAGUGCUCGUGUGCACAGCGCUAUGUCGACGGGAGAUGCUUUCCUGCUGACAUAGAUACCACCACUCAUUGAGCUGGUUUUAUUAUGUUGACAGGCGAGCUCUCUCCCAUUGGCAUAACGCGGCUACAUGAGCGCUCUUACAGCUGUGUCACUGUAAGCUUUUAAAUGUAGACAUGGCCUAACUUUAUAUGUUCUGAAAUACAGGACUGUCAUCUGUUCCUCUUGGGAAGCCAUUCCAGACUAUUAAUACAGCACUCUGUCAGAAACUGUGACAUUCAACUAAAGUUUCUUUCUUACUUUCUAUUGUUUCUAGAGCUGGCAAAAUAGCUGAGAGAACAGGUUUCCAUUGUAAAAUGAAGUGCAGUUGAAUUAGAAAUGCUGAAUGAAAUCAUGUCAAUGUUGUCAUAAUUUUGUUUUGGAGAAAAAAAGAGUGUGUGGUGGGGAGAGCUCUGACAAUGUCAAAAUGUCCCAUUUCAAGGUUUUUUUAAAUAAAAAGUUUCAGAUUUUCCUUUUGAAACAA
Chelonia mydas (Green sea turtle) is the source of this 7391-nucleotide messenger RNA. It is a transcript of the gene LACC1, whose product is annotated as laccase domain containing 1. Lineage: Eukaryota; Metazoa; Chordata; Testudines; Cheloniidae. The transcript is spliced from 7 exons. The coding region runs from base 368 to 1690 and encodes 440 amino acids. The record is from RefSeq and is a predicted model, not a curated record. Gene Ontology annotation, molecular function: copper ion binding.